GCCGCCCUCUGGGGUGACCCGCAGUGUGUUCUCUAGGGUUAAGUGAGAGUCUGUUUCUCUCUCUUUUUUCCCUUUGCUUAUUUGUUGUUUCUGAAAUUCCGCAUCUGAGAGGAAUCAUGUCACUUUGUCUGACUUCUCUUGCUCAGGGUUACCCUCUCGGGCUCCACACACGUCACCGCGAACGGCGAGCGGUCAUUCUUUCUGACGGCCGAGGGAUGCCCCGGACAUACGGACACACCCUGUCUGUACCCACUCGUCCGCAGAGACGGACGUGGACCAUCUCCCUCGUCCGGCUGCUGUCGACAGCGCUGCUGGGAACGCUGGGGCGUGUGAGCCCCUCACGGCUUCUCUGUGUCAUGCGGGGGAGUCCCCAGCGCGCGACCGCUGGGGCGGGGGCGGCUCCAUGUCCCCUCCCCGAGGACCCUCCCCGCCGCAUCCCCGCGUGGCUGCCCCAGCUCGCGUCCCACCCGCAGGGACGAGGGCUCCCCUUCGUCCGCGUCCUCACCGACACUGGCGUUUCCCAACUCGCUCUGGCCCUUCUGACAGGCGUCACGUGCCGUCGCGUCGCGGUUCCGAUGCGUUUUCCGAUGCUGAGUGAGGUUGAGCAUCUUUUCCGUCUCUGUGGGCCGUCGGGGUGUCGUCUUGGAAGUGUCCGCGUCUCCUGCCCAUUUCUUAUCUGCAUUGUCCGUUGUUUGAGGGCUGAGUUUGGUGAGUUCUUUACAGAUUUUAGACGCUGACCCGUUGUCCGGUGCGCCACUUGCAGACACCGUCUCCCGCUCUGUAGACCACCUGUGGUCCCCGGCCACUCCUCUGCUGCGCAGAAGCUUUGCAUCCUGACGUCUCAGGAGUUCAGUUUUGCUUCUGUUUCCCUGGCGUCUGGGGCCUCGUCCAGGAAGAAGCUGCUCGCGACCAAGAGGCCACGGAGGGAGGGCGCUGUGGUGUGUCUGCUAGGACUGUGAUGGCUUCCUGUCCGCGUUUACGUCUUUCAUCCAGUUUGUAUUUAUUUUCCACAAACCCAAUUUUAAAUAUUCCAGUAAGCACAUUUUAAAAGAGCAAAAGGAAAUAAGUAAGAUUUACUUUAAUGAUCUAUUUUAUUUACGCCAAUAAAUGCAAGAUAUCUCAACAUAUAAUCAGUAAAAAAUAUCAUCAAUGAAACACAUUAUAUCUUACCAAAAAUGUUUUUCUCACCAAGUCUUCAAAAUGAUGAGUUUUUAUGCUUACUACCCUUUUCCAUUGGAACUCAACCAGCCUGGAAGCCCUCACAGGAGUGGGAGUCAAGAGGGAGGAGCCCUGGAGGGGCAGUGUGGAGAGCAGGGCCACUAGCUGUGGCCACACGACAGGACAGGGCCGAAGCACUGGGGGUCUCGGAAGCUCCAGCGCGGACGGGGACGGAUGCUGACCGGGGCCCGCAGGAGCAGAGCAGCAGGGUCUGGAGGGACGUUGAACGAGGGCUGGGGAAGGAGCCAGGCCUCUGCCGGCGUUCCUUCUGGUGUGCGAGGGGUGACGACCACCCCUUCAGCCCCACCCCAGGGCCUGCUUUACCGUAGGUGAAACGCUUCUCUUGCUCUGAUGAACUCACCUUUCCGUGGCGGUGGAUCGCGGGCGGAAGAGGUGCAAGUGCAGGUGAGGGAAGGGCCUGCGGUGGGGCAAGCCCCUUCCGAGAGCGGCUCUCUACCCUUCCCCCCAGAUCCUCCCCUGCAGGUGGCCCGAUGGGGGCAGGGCGAGGGAGGACUGCGCCCAGGGGCUGCCGCCUGGCCAGGAGCCUCCAGUCUUCCGGGCGCAGGGGCUCCUCACCUCCUGGAGCACCCGGUGAUCUUGCUCCUCGGGACCCUGGAGAGACGCUGGAGGCUCCUUCUGGGAGAGGCCACGCAGGCCGCUGGGCCUGACCCCCACACACAGAGCACUCAGGUCCUGACCUCGGGGGCUGGUCCGCCUCUUACAGCCGCCAAGUCACCCAGUUGCAAAACGGCAGGAAAGACACACUUGGGUGGGGAAGGCGGAAGGAAGCUGACACGGGGAGGGGGACCCUGAUUUGGGGCUGAGCCCUACCGGGGGCCACUGCCCACAGCCGGGCCUCACCCUACAAGUGGUUAGGACUCUGGCGACCUAAUUGCACUCCCUGGCCUUCCUUCCCCGGCGAGGACACGACGUCCGCUAAGCUUAAACACGGUCCAGCAAGACCAUCAGGCUGCCGUCAUGGAGAACCCCCAGAGUUCGGCUCCCAAGACCACCACCGUGAUCGACAUCCAGACGGAGAUGCCCAUGCGGGACCACAUCGUCUGGUCCCUGUUCAACACCAUCUUCUUGAACUGGUGCUGCCUGGGCUUCGUGGCCUUUGCCUACUCUGUGAAGUCCAGGGACCGGAAGAUGGUGGGUGACAUGACUGGGGCCCAGACUUAUGCCUCCACCGCCAAGUGCCUGAACACCUGUGCCCUGGUCUUGGGCCUCCUGCUGACCAUCACUUCUAUAGUUAUUGUUUUCACCCACUUACAGUUCGCACUGUCAUUCAGAAUUUAAGGCAACAGAUAGGGUGCUAUGAGCUGCCUAUGGCCAAGGACCCCAUCAUCCACCACGCGCUGCUGGCCCUGCCCCGGGGCCUCUGGCCCUGCCCCUUAGCGCCCAGCCCUUUGCACUGUGUUUGCAGACCUGCCUGGCUACAGCUGAGUUCAAUAAAGUGCACUUGCGUGUGA
Messenger RNA from Enhydra lutris kenyoni (northern sea otter), 2690 nucleotides. Its product is annotated as interferon-induced transmembrane protein 3-like. The record is from RefSeq and is a predicted model, not a curated record. The coding region runs from base 2197 to 2517 and encodes 106 amino acids. NCBI's taxonomy places the organism in Eukaryota, Metazoa, Chordata, Mammalia, Carnivora, Mustelidae. The transcript is spliced from 2 exons. Gene Ontology annotation, biological process: defense response to virus; response to type II interferon; type I interferon-mediated signaling pathway. Gene Ontology annotation, cellular component: plasma membrane.